UUCACAUCUCGCCGUGCUGGCGGAGGGACGAUCGCGCUUCAGCAAAUCUUGCCGAAUUCGGGAGCGAAUGUUGGGAAUCCUCGACGCUUGACGCCCCCGAUCACGACUUCAGUGGACGAAAACGUCAGUCGGGCCAUCUUCGCGUCCGGUUGGAGUCGUCUCGUGCACCUUGAAGCUUCUCGGCCUAGCCUAGCUUAGCCUAGCUUAGCCUAGCAUGCUAACAAAGAGCCGCGUUGGUGAUCGACACUUCGCUAAGCAGAGAUCAAGCGGGAGAGCGAAAAGUGUCGCGAUCGUCGUGCGAAAAUGCGUGCGAGGAGGACAGCGGAGCACGACGAGGAACUUCGGGCCCCGAAAGAGGAGAAGGAGCCACGAGGUCAACGGCCGGACGCCGCGUUCGAUCUGCGGCCUCCGACUGUGCCACGCGGCGCAGACAUUACUGAAGAUCUUCGUACUGAGCGGCAGGAGCCAGAGCCCCCUCACAUUAAAGCGAAAGUGGAGGACGAAGAGGUCCACCACAUCAAAGAGGAAGAGGAGCCCAUUUCAAUUAAAAAAGAGGGGGAGGAAGCACGCCCCCACAUUAAACAGGAAGUGGAGGAGGACAUCACCAAGUUUCUAUCGACUGGUGUCCCUUUGAAGAGUGAAGAUGAAGGUCAAAGUGAGGAGAGCGGAGGGGCGGACCCUCGGAGCUGCAGCUCAAGUCAACACAUGACAACAGAAGGUGAUGGAGACCACUGUGGAGGAUCACCAGCAGCCCGUCUCGUAGCUCCACUAUCAGGCAGGGACGAGAUGACGUCAGACUCUCCUCACACUGAUGAUGAUGAUGAUGAUGAUGGACAGUCUGAAGGUGACAUGACAUGUCACACUGACAACAAACAAUGGAAAUGUUCUCAGUGUGGGAACGCAUUUGGAAGUAAGACCAUUUUGAAAUGCCAUGUGAGGACCCACAUUGGUGAGAAACCUUUUUCCUGCUCAGUUUGUGGUCAAAGAUUCUCUGUGAAGGGAAAAUUAAAAAUACACACAAGAACCCACACUGGUGAGAAACCCUUUUCCUGCUCAGUUUGUGGUCAAAGAUUCUCUGUGAAAGAGAGCUUAAAAUUACACACAAGAACACACACGGGUGAGAAACCUUUUCCCUGUUCUGUUUGUGGUCAAAGAUUCUCUGUGAAGGGAAAAUUAAAAAUACACACAAGAACACACACUGGUGAGAAACCUUUUUCCUGCACAGUUUGUGGUCGAAAAUUCUCUGAAAAGGGAAGUCUAAUAAAACACACAAGAACCCACACGAGUGAGAAACCUUUUUCCUGCUCAGUUUGUGGUCAAAGAUUCUCUGUGAAGGGAAACUUAAAAAGUCACACAAGAACCCACACUGGUGAGAAACCUUUUUGCUGUUCAGUCUGUGGUCAAAGAUUCUCUGAAAAGGGAAACUUAAAAAAACACACAAGAACCCACACUGGUGAGAAACCUUUUUCCUGCUCCGUUUGUGGUCAACGAUUCUCUGAAAAGGGAAGUUUAAUAAAACACACAAGAACCCACACGGGUGAGAAACCUUAUUCCUGCUCAGUUUGUGGUCAAAGAUUCUCAGUGAAGGAACACUUAAAAAUACACACAAGAACCCACACUGGUGAGAAACCUUAUUCCUGCUCAGUUUGUGGUCAAAGAUUCUCUGAGAAGGGAAAGUUAAAAGUACACACAAGAACCCACACUGGUGAGAAACCUUUUUCUUGCUCAGUUUGUGGCCAAAGAUUCUCUGAAAAGGGAAGUUUAAUAAAACACACAAGGACCCACACGGGUGAGAAACCUUUUUCCUGCACAGUGUGUGGUCAAAGAUUCUCUGAAAAGGGAAGUUUAAUAAAACACACAAGAACUCACACUGGUGAGAAACCUUUUUCCUGCUCAGAUUGUGGUCGAAGAUUCACUCGGAAGGGGUACUUAAAAAUACACACAAGAACCCACACUGGUGAGAAACCUUUUUCCUGCUCCGUUUGUGGCCAGAGAUUCUCUUAUAAGUAUCAGGCUAAGACACACAAGUGUGCCGGUGAGAAUAGCAGCGAUCAAGAAGAAGAAGAAGAAGAAGAAGAAUCACCUUUGUUGUCAUGAACAUGGAUGCAUGCACAUGAAAUUUGUUGUCUGCAUUUUACCCAUCACAGUGAACACACACACACUUGUUAGUGUAACACACUGGCUCAGGGGGCAGCUGAGGCGCCCGGGGAGCAGUUCGACAAAAAUCUAUAUUCGUGUAAUUUAUUUACCACGUUUGUCUUCAGUGAUGCCAAAAUCCACCAAGUAACGCAUGCCUUGUUUUCCAAUAAUUUAGUGAUGACCCUAUCCAAUAAAUGAAUGAUUGAACAACACUGUGGCAUUAAAGCAAGCAGCAUUGACUUUUUGUGGUAAACUGUAAAGUGUAUA
Messenger RNA from Phycodurus eques (leafy seadragon), 2406 nucleotides. RefSeq names its product gastrula zinc finger protein XlCGF57.1-like. Lineage: Eukaryota; Metazoa; Chordata; Actinopteri; Syngnathiformes; Syngnathidae. The record is from RefSeq and is a predicted model, not a curated record. Gene Ontology annotation, molecular function: DNA-binding transcription factor activity, RNA polymerase II-specific; RNA polymerase II cis-regulatory region sequence-specific DNA binding. Bases 304 to 2097 code for a protein of 597 amino acids. Gene Ontology annotation, cellular component: nucleus. Gene Ontology annotation, biological process: regulation of transcription by RNA polymerase II. The transcript has 3 exons.